Messenger RNA from Syngnathus typhle (broad-nosed pipefish), 1078 nucleotides. RefSeq names its product granulocyte-macrophage colony-stimulating factor receptor subunit alpha-like. Gene Ontology annotation, biological process: cytokine-mediated signaling pathway. The record is from RefSeq and is a predicted model, not a curated record. Bases 61 to 1050 code for a protein of 329 amino acids. Lineage: Eukaryota; Metazoa; Chordata; Actinopteri; Syngnathiformes; Syngnathidae. Gene Ontology annotation, cellular component: external side of plasma membrane. Gene Ontology annotation, molecular function: cytokine receptor activity; protein binding. The transcript is spliced from 10 exons.
AAAUGUGUCAUUGUCUUCAGACAGAGAGCAAAGGAAUAUCAACAAAGUGGGAGGUUGGCAAUGAAGAUGUGUCCGCUUCAUCCACUAGUUUGCUGCAGUCUGCUGAUUCUAUGGGCCUUUCAAAGUGCGGAGACCACCAACGCGGAAGUCUGUCAGAAUGAAAAAUCCCCAGACAAUCUCCAACUGUUGAGUUCCUCAUUGCAUGAGCAUAACUUUAUGGAUAUUCACGAGGAUAAAAACUUUACCUGCUUCCUUUAUCCAACAAAUUUACUCAACUGCUCGUGGACCUUCCCCACUUUAGAUAAGGAGUCUCAACUUUAUGUUCAUAUCAGCAUUUGUGAUAAUAACAGCACAGUUCAGCCCCUUAAUCUUAUAUCAAAACAACAUUCUGGAUCAACGUGCAUUGCUCUGAAGCAAUAUGAGUGGUUGUAUGUGAUCAUUCAAUUCAAUGUGUCCCUGCACCAUACAUGGGCCGUCUACAGCUAUGUGUACGACACUGAAAUGAUGGAAGUCUUACCUCCACCUGGAAACAUUUCUGCUUCAGUCAAAGAUAAAGACCUGGUGGUGACCUGGAACAAGCCCCGCGGACGUGCUAACUCCAACUCCUUGUGCUUUGAAUACGAGUUGGCUGUGGGCAACCCGGAACAAAUACUAAUCCCAAGUCGCGAGCUGUCACAUACAAUGCCAAAUGCCAAUCCAGCUUCCACCUACAGUGUGAAAAUCAGAACCAAGCAAACGUCCGAUUGUUCAGGGUCGCGAUCAUGGAGCGACUGGAGUGACACUAUCAUAAUACAACAGUCUUUUUACACAUUCAACAUCACGAUAAUCGUCGCAAUCGCACUUGGAAUACCUAUGAUCCUUCUGACUCUGCUGUUGUUGGUCCGCAAUCACAGGGUGGCACAGGUUCUGUAUCCCACAAUUCCUCGUCCCCCAUUAAAGUACAAACAUUUUCUGGAGGAAAACAACGCAUUCAAUUUUUAUCAUCCUGCUCCAUCUGUGAAAUAUGAAGAGGAGAUUACAGUGGUGGAGGAUGCAGAGAAAAGUAAUUAAAGUCAUUUUAAUGGCAUGAAUGAAACAA